UGAUGAGGAUUUAGAAAAGUUGGGGAUUACUGACCAUCUAACGAGAUCAACAUUAGGAGCACAUUUUUGGGUUAUUCAAGUUGACCAUGCAAUAAAGUUUGGAUUACCUAUACCAAAAAAAAAUUUUGUCAGGGAUUGGAAACAAUUAUAUGGGAAAGAAGUUUUAGAAGAUUUUUCUGCAUACUUGGACUUAAUUAGAAUGAAACGAUUAGCUCCAUUAUUUAAAAAUAAAAAAUUUGAAGAUAUUUUGGAAAUGAAUUCUCAAGAUUUAAAAGGUUUGGGUGUUGAAUUGGCAAAAGAAAGGAUUAAAUUGAUCAAGAAUUUUUGGCGUAUUAAACGCAGAAUUGUAUGUAGUUCUCUUUUG
Molecule: messenger RNA, 364 nt
Organism: Racocetra persica
Lineage: Eukaryota; Fungi; Glomeromycota; Glomeromycetes; Diversisporales; Gigasporaceae
Source: the annotation of a GenBank genome assembly